Molecule: messenger RNA, 1333 nt
Organism: Punica granatum (pomegranate)
Lineage: Eukaryota; Viridiplantae; Streptophyta; Magnoliopsida; Myrtales; Lythraceae
Source: RefSeq, a predicted model, not a curated record
ACAAUCCUCACAGCCUCACAUAAAGUGUGUUGAUCUUCAAGUCAUAUACACAGAGAGGACUCAUAUAAGCUGCUAUAAUUUCGCAUACAUAUAUAAUGGCCUCCUCCAUUGCACGAUCUUUUGUUAUUCUCUCUAUCUUAUGCGUCAUAACGAGUUCCGUGAACGGGCAGCAGCUUUCGCCUAAUUUCUACGCUCGGUCCUGCCCUAACCUCCUGACCAUAGUGCGGAACGCAAUGAGGCAGGCAGUGAGCAACGAAGCGAGGAUGGGUGCUUCCAUCCUCCGCUUGUUCUUCCACGACUGCUUCGUUAAUGGCUGCGACGCAUCGGUUUUGUUGGAUGACACGGCCACCUUCACUGGUGAGAAGACCGCCCGCCCAAACCAGAACUCACUGAGGGGCUUUGAGGUGAUCGACACAAUCAAAACCCGGGUCGAAAACGCUUGCAAUGCGACCGUAUCUUGUGCCGAUAUCCUCGCACUUGCUGCUCGAGAUGGAGUCGUCUUGUUGGGAGGACCAUCUUGGACCGUGCCACUCGGCCGGAGAGAUGCCCGAACCGCAAGCCUCAGCGCGGCCAACAGUGACAUACCCUCCCCGUUUGCCAACCUUGCGACCCUGAUCUCGUCCUUUUCUGCCAAGGGCUUGAGCGCCACGGACAUGACUGCCCUGUCAGGUGGCCACGUAAUCGGGUUCGCCCGUUGUGCCACCUUUCGGACCCGAAUCUACAACGACACAAACAUUGACGCACAGUUUGCCAACUCCCGACGAACCGGCUGCCCAGCCUCGGGAGGGGAUAACAACCUUGCCGCCCUCGACCCCACACCGAACCGGUUCGACAAUGCGUACUACCAGAACCUUGUGGGACGGCGGGGGCUUCUCCGCUCAGACCAGGAGCUGUUCAAUAAUGCGUCCCAAGACAGUCUAGUCAGGACCUACAGCAACAACUACCGUGCUUUUGCGAGUGAUUUCGCAGCGGCUAUGGUCAGGAUGGGGAACAUUAGUCCACUCACGGGGACAAACGGAGAAAUUAGACGGAAAUGCGGGGUGGUUAAUUAAUUAUUACUAAGUGAUCAAAGUCUUCCCAAAAUGGCGAAAAGACAAUAUAGUUUUAUGUUAAAUGUGUCCGAUUGAUGAGAAGUUGUAUGGUCGUAUGUCUAUUACACAAUAAAGCCUCCCCCCAAGUCAAGAUGGAGAGGGUUUGGUCUAAGCUAAAUAAUUACGAAUUAUAAAAGUUAAGGUUUUCGGUUAAUUAUUGUGGAUUUUUUUUGAAUAAUAAAUGGAAGUGCUUAUAAUGUGAAGCCGUUGGCGGAUUAAAUGAGUCGUUUGAGAAGGUUUUU